This is a messenger RNA of Acaulospora colombiana, 477 nucleotides long. NCBI's taxonomy places the organism in Eukaryota, Fungi, Glomeromycota, Glomeromycetes, Diversisporales, Acaulosporaceae. The record is from the annotation of a GenBank genome assembly.
AUGAAUCGGUUACAGAGAUGCAGGUAUAGGUAUCGGAAGGAAUUGGAGAGGAUGGUUCACAAGAGCGGCCAAGCCAGCACCACCGGCAAGUUUCAGCGAGGAGAACCACAUGAGUCGUCACAAAAAAAGACCGUUUCGGAGGAAACCGCGAUGGAUAGCAGUAGUGGUACCAUCACGUUAGAUGAGUCGAUCGCAGGUGAGCAGAUAUCGGUUGAAAGAAAGGAUAACGAUUCAGAUGGAGGUGAAAGGAAGGAAGCAUGUAGAGGAGCCCGCGGAGUGGUGGCCACGCGGGUACAAUUAUCACGGGGUUUUAGAUCAGGGCCGGUCGAUCAACCCGUUGAAGAAUAUCCGGAAUCAGGAGCCCGUUCAUUGAAUGGAGUGAACAGGUAUCACGAACGGAAUGUUACCAAGGAUAGCCAGUCGUUCGUCGGAUCAUCAAGACCAGCCGAUGGAUCAGGUGGGAGCGUCGGACCGUGA